AUGGCAACGCAGUACAACAACAACUACGGCGGCGGCUAUGGAGGCUCCAACCCCUACGCCAGCCAGGACCGCUACGACAACCCUCCCCCAACUUACGGCCAAGCGUCAGCACCAUACGGUCAGAACUACGGGCAGAACGUCGAGAUGCAGCCGCUUAACGCGCCCUACCCCUCGGCGACCCCCGAACCUCGCGACCCCAAUGCCAUCCUCAACGACUGCCGCGCGGUCGGCAGAGCGAUCGACGACCUCGAGAGCCGUCUCCAAGAGCUGCAGCGUCUACAGAAGAACUUCAUCUCCGGCAGCGGCGCCUCCAACAAGGAUGUCGACGCCCUGUCGGCGGAUAUCAUGAGCGGAUACCGUGGGCUCGCAGACCGUGUGAAGCGCAUCAAGGGCCAGCCGGAUGCUACCAACCCCCGCAACAAGGCACAGGUGGAUGCGCUGGACAGGAGGAUACGCAAGGCCAUUCAGUCGUACCAAUCCCAAGAAUCCGCCUUCCGCAAGGAUGUGACCGAGCAGCAACGACGACAAUACCUCAUCGUGCGCCCCGACGCUACAGAAUCUGAAAUCCGCGAAGCCACCGAAUCCGGCGGCGACACACAGAUCUUCCAGCAAGCACUCCUCAACGCCGACCGCAGAGGCCAAGCCCAAAGCACCCUCCGCAACGUGCGGGAACGCCACGAUGCGAUCCAGCAGAUCGAGCGGACGAUGAUCGAGCUGCAGCAGCUGUUCCAGGACCUGGACGCGAUCGUCGUGCAGCAGGAGGCACCCGUCAUGGCGAUCGAGCAAAAGGCAGAGGAGACGCAUACGCAUUUGGAGGCCGGGAAUGUGCAUGUGGGCAAAGCCGUGGAUAGUGCGCGGGCGGCGAGGAAGAAGAAGUGGAUCUGCUUGGGGAUUUGCGUCGCCGUCAUCCUCAUCAUUGUCCUCAUCAUUAUCAUCUACGGCGCUACCCAGGGGUGGUUCAAGAGCAAGGACAACAAUAACAAUAACAACAACAAUGGGAACUAG
Zasmidium cellare ATCC 36951 is the source of this 1005-nucleotide messenger RNA. RefSeq lists its product as uncharacterized. Bases 1 to 1005 code for a protein of 334 amino acids. Gene Ontology annotation, cellular component: endomembrane system; plasma membrane; SNARE complex. Gene Ontology annotation, biological process: exocytosis; vesicle fusion; intracellular protein transport. Gene Ontology annotation, molecular function: SNAP receptor activity; SNARE binding. The transcript is spliced from 2 exons. The record is from RefSeq and is a predicted model, not a curated record. Lineage: Eukaryota; Fungi; Ascomycota; Dothideomycetes; Mycosphaerellales; Mycosphaerellaceae.